Molecule: messenger RNA, 1989 nt
Organism: Capra hircus (goat)
Lineage: Eukaryota; Metazoa; Chordata; Mammalia; Artiodactyla; Bovidae
Gene: SMIM24
Product: small integral membrane protein 24
Exons: 3
Coding region: 904-1215 (103 amino acids)
Source: RefSeq, a predicted model, not a curated record
UCUUGUUCCGCAGGCUUCUCGUUGCGUUGGCUUCUCUGGUUGCGGAGCAGGCUUCAGUAGUUGCAUUAGGGCUCCCCUGUGGAGCCAGUAGCUGGGGCGGUAGCCCAAAAGGCAGGGAGCUUCUGAGACUAUCCCAGGAUCGGCCACCAGGGGGCAGAAAAGUCGUAAAUAAAAAUAUAUAAUAAUCUCCCUAAAAGAUGCUUCCGCUGAACGCCUAGCGUCCUUAUGGUCUCAGUCUCUGUCGGUUUGCAGUUCGUCCCAUUUUCCAGCUGAAAAUACUGAAACUUAGAAAGAAGGGCGCCACCAGCCCAGGUCUCCCUGGCCGUUGUUGGCAGCGCUGGGAUGGAAGCCUAGGCUGCCAAGGGGACGGGCACAUGCAGGGGCUGGCUAAGGUCAGAUUUGGAGGUUCAUGUCCUAGGACGGGAGAGGGUUAGGGUAGAGGGUGUUCCUAGCUGGGAGAACUGUGUUCCUCUGGGAUGCUGUGUGGCCCCAGGGAAGUGGCCUAACUUCUCUGAGCCUCGAGUUGGCUUCACUUUUGCAAUGUGAGGACAAGAGUUCUGACCACCAGAGUGUGAGACUUGAUGGAGGUGCUGGGACUUCAGAGCCAGUGCAAUGCCUGGUGGUCAGGAAAUGAGUUUCCCACCGUUCUCGAGCCGCCCCUACUGUGGCUCUGACCGUGGAGAGUGAGGGUCAGGAUGGGCCUCAGGGAGACAGGGACAAGGAAGCUCAGGACCCUGAGCCCCUCCCCAUGGUGCCCGGAAUUCAGGGAGGGGACCCCACCUCCUACUUCCUGGGGCCCCGGCCACACCCUGCCCUGGGGUGCGCUGAGCAGGCCACUUCCUUCUCCCUCCGGGGCUGCAACCCCAGAAUCUGCUGGAUAGGGGCGAGGACAGAGGGCACAGGAUGGGUAGAUUCUGGAAGACCCCCGGUCAACUCUCUCUUCUCGCAGCUCUGAUCCCAAGGCUGGUGGAGGCCCAACCCCUGGCCCAGCGGAAGUCGUGGCUGGUGGGGCUGGGGGCUGCGCUGGCCUUCCUCUUCCUCAUCUUUGUCCUCACCUUGGUCUACGCCGUCUGGUGCCGGGAGUCCCAGGACAGCAAUGAAGAGAAGGAAGAGGAAACUGUGAGAAAGGAGAAGGGAGAGGACGACUGGGGGCUGGAACUGGAGGAGGCAGAGGGGCCUCCGAACCAUGAAGCAAUGGCAAGUUCCUCCACAUGAAGUCUUCCCACUCAUCUCCUCCAGGCAGUCCUCCAGGGAUGCCCCAAUGCCUUCUCCACACCCUGUCAGCAAAGGACCUGGUCCUGGGGCCAGUAAGAUGACUCUCUGGGAUUCAGAGGUCUCAGAACCCGCUCCAAAUCCCUCUCAGAGGGCUCUCUGUGUGUUACCUGGUGGUCCCGUACCCCUUCCCAAGCUUGGUCUCCACCUGAUGAUCCUUCUUGAGCUUGGAGGGUGCCCCUGGAGGAGUCGCCCACAUCCCCGCAAUAACCUCCCCCCCCCGCAACUGUCUCAUGUCUCUUUACCCAGUCCAUCGCAAGCAUCUUUUUACCCAGCACCUGAUUUCUUUUCCCACCUCCAAUUUCUGUCAGGUUUUGAUUUCAUCAGAGAAGGCAGGUCCUCCUGUUGCCCAGGUGUAAGCUCUUUCAAGAGCUUUCUUGGAGUCCCAGUCCCUCUCCUGGCUGCUGUUCGCUGUCCCUGGCUCAGCGCGCAGGGCCGUUUAGGGGGAGACGAGAGCUUCUCCUACCCUGUGCUGAGUUUCAGCACUCUGUCCUGCACGCUAGCACUCCCAGGGGGUGGGGUGAGGGUGCAGGGCUGGGAGUAGGGGGGCGACACAGGACCAUUACCCCCUCUUCCUGUCCUGCACUCCUGGUGGGGAGGCUCCAUAGAGGAGAAGGAGCUGGAGUCCUCACUUCUUUGCUGUGUAUCCCGGAGCAAGUAACUUAACCUCUCUGUGCCCAAGAGUCUAGUUCUGUAAAAGGAAAGAAUAAAUCCUUC